AUGUCUGAAUCCAACACUUCCUACCUCUCAGAGAAAUCUGUCUUGCCUCCAACAGCCACAUUCUCCAGCCCUGGCUCACACCCUGAGCAGGAGAAAAAAAUUGGGCCCACAUCUCCAAGGUUUGACCAAGAAUGGGAGGUAGAUCUAUGGAUGAAGUUGGCUAGGGAGUACGGUGAAGAAGCAGCCGAUGAGACAACAAGAGCAACUGGGACACGUGUGGAGGUCUUUUCACUCUUUGUUUGGAAACCCACAGAUACAAUCCGGGAUGACCUCCACGGCUUUCACACACAGUCAUGCAGCCAACUUUACAAGAUUUAUGAGUUUUUUCAAUGGAAGCCAGUUCAGGAUGCCUCAGGAUCUGGGCAGUACUUGCGGUGGGAGAGAGCAUAUGAAAAUGCUGCUCAAAGUGACCAUGCUGUCACAGAGAUGGUGCUGGAGGCCUUGGAGAAUGGGAAGGAGUACUUACAUGAUGAAUAUUUGGAUAGGCAGGUGGAAGAAUGUAAUGAUGGCACCGCCUGCUUCAUGACAACUCCCAGUCAGAAGUGGAUACAGCGUGGUUGCAGUAUUUUGGUGUUAAAGCUUGUCAAAGUUGAGGUAUACAACAGUCUUAAGGAUACCAAGGAAGACGUGCACCCAGUUAACCAGGGAAAUGAAGUCGCAUCUGUGGGAGGCACAAGGAAAGUAGGAACAGAUCAAAGUACAGUUUCAGGUAAUAAAACCGUUUCUGCAGCAAGUUGGUGGAAUGUACUGGAAAGGAUCUUUUCUCUGGCCUCUUAUACACUGCUGGGGUCAGGGUCAUCUGCUCAUACCAAGGCAUUGAUUCCUGAAGGAGAAUUGAGGAAGAGGGUCCUGAGUGAGAUGUAUGAAAAGAUGUUUCAUCAGAAGAAUAACAAGACUGUAGAGGCUCUCUCCAAGUGCUCAAGCUCAACUGGGAAGUUCAAAUGUCAUGUCACAAACCAUGUCGUGACAUCCCUGACAACUACCAUCACCGACCCUCCUGUCACCAUCACCGAACCACUAUCCACCACCACCCCAAGCCACUGA
Tremella mesenterica DSM 1558 is the source of this 1044-nucleotide messenger RNA. RefSeq lists its product as uncharacterized. The record is from RefSeq and is a predicted model, not a curated record. NCBI's taxonomy places the organism in Eukaryota, Fungi, Basidiomycota, Tremellomycetes, Tremellales, Tremellaceae. The coding region runs from base 1 to 1044 and encodes 347 amino acids. The transcript is spliced from 2 exons.